CGGGGUGUGUGUGCCCGCGCCGUGCCCCCCGCGUGCUACCGGGCGUGAGUCACCGCGGGGCUCGCCUUUAUAACUGCCGCCAGGCUCGCGGCUCGGCAGAGCAGCCCGGCCACGCGUCCCCAACGUCCCCGAUCGCGUGCCCCAACCGCCACCGUGUCCCCGGGGCGCCAUGGGGGCCCCGCGCUGUGCCCCGCUACUGCUACUCCUGCUGCUGCCGCUGCUGCUCACGCCGCCCGCCGGGGAUGCCGCGGUCAUCACCGGGGCUUGCGACAAGGACUCCCAGUGUGGAGGGGGCAUGUGCUGCGCUGUCAGUAUCUGGGUGAAGAGCAUACGGAUCUGCACACCCAUGGGCCAAGUGGGAGACAGCUGCCACCCCCUGACUCGGAAAGUCAGUGUCUGCGCUGGGACUUCUGGUUCCAUUUUGGGGGCGGAGAAUGCAUCACACUUGUCCUUGCCUGCCAGGCUUGGCGUGUUUACGGACUUCUUUCAACCGGUUUAUUUGUUUGGCCCGGAAGUGAUCCCUCUGAAGUAGGAACUUGAAGUGUGACCCUCCGCUGCACAAUGUCUGUCAAGUCUUGCUUGUGAUUGCGUCGUCACACAAAGAACACGCCAGGAAGAAAUGCUCUCGCUUCCUCAACUCUCCAAGUAACAUUUUGAAGUGACUUUUUUUUUUUCUGUUUGAAGGAGAGUUUUGAUUUUUGGAUAGACUUAUAAAGGGCAAAGCAUUCUGGAAUGGCUUCUCAUUUCCCUGUUUAUGUUUUGGCUUGACAUUUUUGAAUGCCAAUAACAACCACUUUCACAAAUAGGAGAAUAAGAGUAGGUAUUUUGCUGCAGAAACUAUUUUUUUUGUGUGUGUGUCCUUUGCAAACUGUCUGCCCAUCCUGCCCUGUGCACAGAUACUCCCUCCCUCCUUCCCUCCCUCUUCAAAGACUCCCAUGGUCCUCACUUUAGCCUAGUAUUUUGAAGUGGGGUCUCUACAACCCUAGCCUACUGGCAGAGCCACUGCGGAGGCCUAAACAGCUAGCUCUAGACUUAUUUGGUGGCAAGAAGAUGCAUUUGAACCAGACACUCUAGACAGCUCAUUGGGAGUGGAAAUUGGGAGUGCUUCUGGAACUUUCCUGUACCCAUCUAGCCCAGCGGCUUUCAGUUGUACUGUUUAACUGGUGGUAAGACAAAGCUAAUGGACACUGAAGGAAUGUGGUUCAUUUUUCUAGGUUUGUUUGAGUGAAAGGCGUUUUCUCCCCAAUGGAAUAUUACAUUUCUUUUUUCAUUUUUUUUACUUGAAGCUCUUUUUUAUUUUUAAUCUUCUUCUUGGAGACAUUCUAAAGAAUGCCACUUGAGGAGGAAGCAUUGGUUUUCAUCUGGUUCGACAGGAGUCAUCAUUUAAAAAUCGGUGUUAAGUUAUAAUUUAAACUUUUAUUUGUAACCCAAAGGUCUAUUGUAAUGGAUUUCCUGAUAUCUUGCCAUUUGUACUGGUAUCAAUAUUUCUAUGUAAAAAAUUCUGUAUCAGAAUAAUGACAAUACUGUAUAUCCUUUGAUUUAUUUUGAUAUUAUAUCCUUAUUUUUGUGA
Messenger RNA from Peromyscus maniculatus bairdii (prairie deer mouse), 1570 nucleotides. RefSeq names its product prokineticin 2 (gene Prok2). The record is from RefSeq and is a predicted model, not a curated record. NCBI's taxonomy places the organism in Eukaryota, Metazoa, Chordata, Mammalia, Rodentia, Cricetidae. Gene Ontology annotation, biological process: endothelial cell proliferation.